Molecule: messenger RNA, 636 nt
Organism: Opisthorchis viverrini
Lineage: Eukaryota; Metazoa; Platyhelminthes; Trematoda; Opisthorchiida; Opisthorchiidae
Exons: 4
Coding region: 1-636 (211 amino acids)
Biological process (GO): sno(s)RNA catabolic process; mRNA catabolic process
Cellular component (GO): nucleus
Molecular function (GO): snoRNA binding; phosphodiesterase decapping endonuclease activity
Source: RefSeq, a predicted model, not a curated record
AUGAUCACCCCACUUCAGAAACUAUCGACAUCAUUCCCUCAGUUUGUGUAUUUGGGUGAACAGUUACAACGCGUGGAUCCCAACGGACUGAAAUGUGCUGUUCAUGGAAUGUAUUUCACGAACACAGAUGCCAAAUUUUUAAAUGAGUUCUCCAAUCGCGCUUACGUUAUGAUGCAUUUACGUUUUGAUGGGCACUUUGGAUUUCCUGGCGGAGUUGUUGAUCCGGAAGAUGAAACGAUCGUUUCUGCUCUGAAUCGGGAGGUGGCAGAAGAAAUGGGGGCAACUCGAGCAGAUGUGGCUUUCAGAGAUGAAGACUUCGUUGUGGUACACCAGUGCACACGAUCGAAAUAUUUGCUUUACUUUUUCGCAAAGCGCGUAACGAUGGAUCAGUUCGAAUACUUGGAACAGACCACACUGAGGGCGGAAGAAUAUGGACGGGAAACAAUGGGGGUGGUUCGUGUCCCCAUUUAUACGAUGGAGGAGGGAUUCCGGGGACUCCCGGCCUUCCUCACUAACAGUUUUGCGGGUAACGCCAAGCUGCAGCUACUCUCAGGAUUGCUAGUGAGCAGCAUCCUAAGUUGGGAGGAAAUACACGGCGCUUUGCGAGCUUCUUGUCCUAGUUCUAUCUCAGCUUGA